AUGAAGAAGCAAUCUCACGGCCAACAAAGUUUUUGGAAGAUGUCGUGCCUGAAUCUGUCAACAAACGUGAGCUUGGAGGGCAUUGAUGCCUCUGCCAUCCUCUCCGAAGCCACCUCUACCGUCGUCGACCUAAUCGGCAAACCCAAAGCCCUUCAAAAAUUAUCCAAGGAAAAGAAACCCCCCUUUCUAAUCAAUCCAUGUCUUGCUUUUACGAGUGUGAUUCUAGAGUCAAAGUUAAGCAAGGGAUCUGUGACGAUGGCUUUUGGAGGUUGCGAGCAGCCAACAACGUAUGGUGAGCUGGUGUCCAUCGCAGAUUUGAAUCCUAAUGUAAAAAAGAAACUAAGUGUUGCAGUUGCCGAGAUUCUUAGCUCCAAGCUCUCUGUUCCCAAAUCACGAUUCUUCCUUAAAUUUUUCGACUCAGAGGCUCGAUUGCGGGAACGAAUGUCUUCAAACUCAAUCUAA
This is a messenger RNA of Lactuca virosa, 462 nucleotides long. The record is from the annotation of a GenBank genome assembly. NCBI's taxonomy places the organism in Eukaryota, Viridiplantae, Streptophyta, Magnoliopsida, Asterales, Asteraceae.